Molecule: messenger RNA, 681 nt
Organism: Iphiclides podalirius (scarce swallowtail)
Lineage: Eukaryota; Metazoa; Arthropoda; Insecta; Lepidoptera; Papilionidae
Source: the annotation of a GenBank genome assembly
AUGUUUGUGCAUGGAAUUAAGCCUGGUUCCAGUGAAGAAGAAGAGGAGGAAGAUGUUAGGGACAUUUUGCAGAAACGGCGAGAAGAAUGCGAGCGCAAAGCGAGAAGAGGGGAGAUGGAUCCCCGUCUGGAGUUUACUUUCCAACUCCUGAUCGAUGGCACUGGACUUCCUCGUCAUGCAAUAAUGGAUCACGUUUUCGAGGGAAAUAUGAUACUUAGUGAGAGUGAACAAUUGCGACGCGAGGUGGACUCCAGCGGACCCCAGGAUGAGUUGGAGUAUUGGAAGAAAAGAGGCGCGCAAUUUUCUCAACUUGUGUCUUAUUUACAGGUCAGUCAGAAAAUCUUAAUCACAAAAUUAAGUGAAAAAUAUGACAGAGUGUUGAAGUACAGUGAAAAGGAAGUUGACAAAAUAAUGAAGAUGUUUAAGCGGCAAAAGGAUGAUCCGCCGUUGCCCCGAAAUUAUUCCCCAGUUGCAGGUCGCAUAAAAUGGGCGAGAUGCUUGAUGUACAACAUGACAGAGACAGUUGAAAGUGUAUCCGCCCACCCCGUGCUUCGCGCGUUGCCUGCCGCCGCCGACAUGAUGCGGAAAUACGCGGCCACUCGCACUCUGAUUCACACCUACGAAGAGACUAUGCGCGCCGUGUGGAUGAACCAGAACGUAAGGAAAUUCUUGCCCACAUGG